Pelecanus crispus (Dalmatian pelican) is the source of this 1086-nucleotide messenger RNA. The record is from RefSeq and is a predicted model, not a curated record. Lineage: Eukaryota; Metazoa; Chordata; Aves; Pelecaniformes; Pelecanidae.
GUUAGUCCAUUACCAUGUCACUCUGCAAAUCCCUACUCAUGUAAAAGAUCUUGUGGGCGGCUUCUUGAUUGUCAGAAUCACACCUGUAUGAAAGAAUGUCAUCAUGUCACUAAAUUGAACAGCAGUGCAGAUGGAAAUAAGGCAGGUCUAGAAUGUUCUCAGUGUGAAGAGGAGUGUACCAAGUCCCGUCCACCUGGCUGUCCUCACCGAUGUGUUUUGCCCUGUCAUCCUGGGGAUUGCCCGUCAUGUCUCCAGAUGCUUAAAAUAAAGUGUCACUGCAAACUAUCAAUACUGUAUAUUGAAUGCUUAAAACUAACGUGUGCUGAUUUAAAAGAAAAGGAGCUUCUUAUUUCCUGCAAAAAUCAGUGUCCAAAAGAGUUGCCCUGUGGUCACCGGUGUAAAGAGAUUUGCCAUUCAGGUAGCUGUCCUCUGAACUGCAGCCAGAAGGUAAAACUCCGAUGUCUCUGCAAGAGACUGAAAAAGGAAAUACAGUGCAGCAAGAUACAAGAAGGCCAAGUUUCACUGGAAUGCGAUGCAUUAUGCAAGGAAAUGAAACGGAAAGCAGCUGAGAUAAAAGAGGCAGAAGCCAAAGCUGCUGUUGAAGAAGAGAAACGAAGACAACAGGCUGAACUGGAAGCUUUUGAAAACAGAUUAAAAGGGCGAAGAAAGAAUAAGAGAAGAAAGGAUGAAGUAGAAGUUGAACAAUCAUCAUGGCAAAAAUACAAGAACCUCAUUAUGCUGCCAAUGUUCGGAGUUGCUGUUGUGAUGGUUGCAUGGCUCAUGGUCUACAAUGACUGAAAAAGCGCAAUAUUUAAUAUACCUCAGUUGGGCUUUAGGUAGCUGUUAUUCCUAGAAUGUUAGUCUGUGUGUAACAGAACUUAAUAUGCAUAGAUUAUGCAUGUAUACUGUUUGCCAAGAAAAGUGCAGAGGAGAGAAGUGUCACCUUUUGUGUUACUACAUUCGCAGCAGAAAACUGAAUUCAGACACUAGUAAGAGUAGAUUUUAGCCUACACUGAAGGCUGGUAUAAUUUGUCUGACUGAGAUCCAUUAACUUCUCUUAAUAUAUUGUGUUACUUUUCCUUGUCU